CUGGUCUUUGUGGUUGAAUCUGUGCUUGAAAUUCACUACUUGAUUGAGGGACCUUAAAGAUAAUUGUAUGUGUCAGGGUACAGAGAUGGGGUAGUCAUUCAAAAAUCAUGCUACCCACUACUAUUGAACACGGAAUGAGUCCAUGCAACUUCUUAAAGAGAUUUGUUAAGCACAUUUUACAUUCUGAACUUAUUAAGGCUUGCCAUAACGAAGGGGUUGAAUACUUGACUAACAUUUCAGCUUCACAUUUUUUAUUGAUUGCAAAACGUUUCUACAGGCAAAAUUCCACUUUGACAUUAUGGUAUAUCAAUUUUAAUAUUCAGGCUGUAACACAACAAAAUGUGGAAAAUGUUAAGGGGUGUGAAUACUUUCUGAAGGCACUUUAGGGCUCUGUCACCCUAACAUAGCAUGGCCUCACUGUGAAGUCGAGUCAUGAGUUAAUUUAGCCUAAAACUGUCUAAUUCCAAUUGUCUGUUAUGAGUAGCAUCAUAUCCAUGCAAACUCUACAAAAAUACACAUUAGCCUACCUCAAACUUCUCAGCUUCUGCAGUGCAAUUCCUUGAAGCCUUCGGUCAUGCAUUGCAAAUGUGUUUAGUGGCAAUGUCAGUCAACCUUGCUAAAGAAAGUAGAGUCCUCACUUCCAGACAGAUUGAUUGGCUACUAUUCAUUUCGCAAAUAAUCCUGAUUGGACAGCUCUCUUGUCUGCUGCAGUACCGCAUACAGUCACUAUCACGUCUCCCCCACUCCUUUCUUGCGGUGAGAUCAGAUGCAGAGCCCAGCGCAGGACGGACACAGUUUCAGCACCUCUUGUCUUGGUGGGAUGUAGACAACUAGACCGGCGGAGUAUGCAGAUGGCUUGUGAUCAUUAAACACAGCUCAUUGCAGUCCAUAGCUGGGGAAGCAGCAGCUGCUGGGAGCAGGGCUGGAUCCUGAUAACCUACACCCAGGAGAGAUGAUGGGGGGAGAGAAUGGAGGACUGAGCGACUGCCUGCCUGUUACGCGAAUGCAGUAAGAAGCCAAGAGAUGGAGUGAAGAGGAAAGAGCCUAUCGUUAAGGGCAGGAGCCAGCUGUUUGAGAAUCAAGUGCUGGCGAGAAGAAUGCAAGGGAACACCCCUAAUGGAAUGGAAUAGUUCAAUGGCUGCAUUGAGGAAAAACGACAACCCUCCUUUUCAACCAGAAUCCCACCACUAGUCUGUAUUAAAGCAGUCGAGGGUACUGAAUUAAUGUCAAGCAUCUCGUGGAGGCAGCAUCAUGCUGCACCGCUGGAAGUAGCUGGAGGACCACCCAUGGAGAUUCCGCCUUCUCGACGUUCUCAAUGCUCCUAACACACACCAAGUAAACAGAAAUGCCUUCAAAGGUCAGCUGCUUAUACUUGUUGACGGUCGUUUGCUGGGCUAGCGCUCUCUGGUACCUGAGUCUGUCCCGUCCCUCCACCUCUUACGUGGGCCAGCUGUCCAUCCCCAUCCGCCAGAAGACCAAGCUCACCAAGAACGUGACCUUCAACAAUAUACGGACUCGGCCACUCAACCCACACUCCUUCGACUUUGUCAUCAAUGAGCCCAAGAAGUGUGAGACGGUGGCACCUUUCUUAGUCAUCCUGAUCAGCACCACCCACAAGGAGUUUGAUGCACGUCAAGCGAUUCGAGAGACGUGGGGCGACGAGAGCACGUUCGGCGAUGGCGUUCGCGUCCUCACACUCUUCCUGCUUGGGAGGAACACGGACCCGGUGCUCAACCAGAUGGUGGAACAGGAGAGCCAGAUCUUCCACGAUGUCGUGGUGGAGGACUUCAUAGACUCCUACCACAACCUCACCCUCAAGACCCUGAUGGGCAUGCGCUGGGUGGCCACCUUCUGCUCCAAGGCACAGUACGUCCUCAAGACGGACUCGGACAUCUUCGUCAACAUGGAGAACCUGGUCUACAACCUCCUCAAGCCCACCUCCAAGCCGCGGAGACGCUACUUCACGGGCUACGUCAUCAACGGAGGUCCGAUCAGAGACAUGCGCAGUAAGUGGUACAUGCCCAGAGACCUUUACCCUGAGGCUAAGUACCCGCCUUUCUGCUCGGGCACUGGGUACGUGUUCUCGGCAGAUGUGGCCGAGCUCAUCUACAAGACGUCCCUGCACACCAGACUGCUCCACCUGGAGGAUGUGUACGUGGGGCUGUGUCUUCGCAAGCUGGGCAUACACCCCUUCCAGAACAGUGGCUUCAACCACUGGAAGAUGGCCUACAGUCUAUGCCGCUACAGACGGGUCGUAACGGUCCACCAGAUCUCCCCGGAGGAGAUGCACCGCAUCUGGAAUGACAUGACCAGCAAGAAACACCUCAAGUGUUAAUCAGCUACCUACAGUUAGUGCCAAUAUGAGGAGGUCCGGAAUUCUUCUUCUUCUCCUUUAUUGCUUCUUCUCUUCCUCCUCCUCUGCCCCUUCCUCCUCUUCCGAUCUCUGCUUUUCUUUGUCACUGUACAGCACAUGACCCUGAGGGAACAGUACUGUAACAAUAACCGUCUGGCCGUUUGCAUAGUCCAAGAGACGCUUCGCUAAAAGCCUCUUUAUCAGACCAAGGUUUCUCUCUGCCGUUGUAACUCCUGCAUUCUCCCUCGUAGCUAUUGAUGAGUUUAAAGGCCACAGGUAAGAAAAGAAAAUAAUUAUAGACAUUUUCAGAAAUACAUUUGAUUAAAAUGACUCUAUGACUUUACUUUACUCUUAUGAAAAUCAAAUGAUGUCCCACAAUGCAACAGUAUGCCAUUUGCACCAUAUGUUGUUUAUGAGAUGACAUCACUAAAACACAGAGGUAGAAGCUUAGCAGUGGAACAGAAUAGCUCAGAUGCUAUUAGGCUAAUCUAUGUAGGCAACGCUGCUAAUUUACAGAAAAGGUCUGGCCCUGUUACUGAAGUAGUAGGGAUGAUAAGAAAUACCAAGAUAUACAACCUAUGUAAAAUGUUCUGCUGUCAGUUAGGUUGAUAAUGAAUGUCCACUCUUAAUUUGUAUAUUUAAUAAAGAUGUAUUUGUGGGAUAUACUGUUUUGGUACCUCAACAGAUGUUGUCAUAGUGAAAAGACCAUGAUAAGUAUACGUGCUGUAAACAUAGAUUGAGUGUUCAUUGGAAUGAUCUAAGAUUGUUAGAACAGGAGACUAACAGUUCACUGGACCUACUGUGUGACACGACGGACACACUUGCCUCUGCAAUUGAGUUGUAAUAUACUGUUUUAAAGAUCAAACCUAUUUUCUUACUAUGUAUUUGGAGUCCUUUGUAUUGUACUAGGUAGAGAAUGGCUUCAUUUCUUGGACACCCGUAUUUCUUAUGGGACGGUACAAAUGGCGAUGUAACAAUAUUAACCACAUGCAUUCCCAGGUGAAUGUUAUUCUAUCUGUAUGUGAUGUGCAAUAACGUCUUCGCUCUUUAAGCCGCGCUGUGACGAGACAGACUGCAGAGUGUUAUAUUUUAUAUUACUUGAAGCCGCAUUACAUUAAAGACGUAUUUCAUUUGAGAGUGUAUCCCUUUUUGUCCCGCGUAUUUGGGAUUUUAAAAAGGCUGUAAUUUAUUGUGUGUGAUCCUACUAAGAGGGCAGUUUAUAAGAUUGUUUAAUUAUUCAAUGAGUUUUAUUUCAAUACAUGCAGUAGACUGCCAAAUACCUAUUUAUACCUGAACUAAUGACUUCAGCUUUACCCAAGUCCCUCUCUGUAGUUGCAGUGCAUCCGGUAAUGAAUUGUAAACAUGUUCGGCGCUCAUUAAGAUUGCCUAUCAACACAACUCUCUGUGUAAAGCUGUCAACACGCCAUGAACAACUACUCAGAGAAACGCCUUCAUGCUAUGACUCUGAACUACUCGACUGAAUACUCAAUAUUUGCAUUUGUAGAGGUGUGUGUGUGUUUUGAGUUGUCAAUUAGGCUCCCCAUUAGCUGACGCCAUUGGCGACAGCUAGUCUUACUUGGGUCCGACACAUACAUUACAGACAUUUAAAAAUGUGUGUGUGUGUGUGUGUGUGUGUGUGUGUGUGUGUGUGUGUGUGUGUGUGUGUGUGUGUGUGUGUGUGUGUGUGUGUGUGUGUGUGUGUGUGUGUGUGCGUGUGUGUGAUGUAAGAAUAGAGCUCCAGUAAUUGGUUCUUCCUAUCUGUGAGAGCAGGUUUGUCAGAUGCAGACAGGUGUGUGUGUGUGUGGCGGAGGUGAGAACACUUUGAAACACAAGUUUACCAUCAUGGCUCCUGGGAGCCUCUAGGGAGUGAGGUAGAUUCUAUAUAGAACAAAAGGGGAUUCUCAACAGUAUAUAUGUUGAACACACAAAGACACACUGUGGUAAAACAUUUACAGUGUUCUCACAAACAAUAUUGUCAUGAAAUCUUUGGGGACAAACACAUCCCUAUGUCCUAACCGUUUUCCUCAAAAUAAGAGUAUUCCCAGAUGCUGUUCUGGUUGAAAAUCUAUUUGGUUAACUUGUGAUCAACUUGAAACCCCUUGAAAUGUAAUUGGACUUUUAAUACUGUAGAUAAAUGGUGUUUUGAUGGCUUGCUCCAUUCUAAAUGGAUCCACUUAACCACAUGUUCAUUCCCAGAGAUUGUUCAGUAGAAUGGCCAUUUAGCUGAUGGUUUUCUAUUAAAUGACUCACGGGUGAUAUAUUCAC
Messenger RNA from Oncorhynchus mykiss (rainbow trout), 4618 nucleotides. The record is from RefSeq and is a predicted model, not a curated record. Lineage: Eukaryota; Metazoa; Chordata; Actinopteri; Salmoniformes; Salmonidae.